Molecule: messenger RNA, 484 nt
Organism: Drosophila busckii
Lineage: Eukaryota; Metazoa; Arthropoda; Insecta; Diptera; Drosophilidae
Gene: ND-13B
Product: NADH dehydrogenase [ubiquinone] 1 alpha subcomplex subunit 5
Exons: 3
Coding region: 88-462 (124 amino acids)
Biological process (GO): respiratory electron transport chain
Source: RefSeq, a predicted model, not a curated record
GUUGUCAGCCCUGGCUGUUGAUUUCACGACAAUAUUUUGCUUUUCCAAUUAAAUAAAAUAUAAUUGUAGCUUAAAUUUGGCUAAAAUAUGGCCAGAAUAGUUAAAGCGUCCACAGGCUUGACCGGCUUGGCCGUGGCAUCCAAUCCUCAUCACACACUAUCUGCGCUAUACGGCAAGAUUUUGCGCGCUGUGGCCAAGAUGCCACAGGACGCCAGCUAUCGGAAGAACACGGAGCAGUUGGUCAAGCAGCGCGCGGAGGCUGUGUGCAAUAACAAGGACAUAACCGCCUUAGAAAAGGCUGUUGGUUGCGGUCAGGUGGAGGAGCUCAUUGUACAGGCGGAAAAUGAAUUGAUGUUGGCACGCAAGAUGCUCGGCUGGAAGCCAUGGGAGAAACUGGUUCAGCCAGCACCACCCAAGCAAUGGGACUGGCCACCAGCACAGAUUAUGGAUCCCAAAGUUUAAGGCGUUAUAUUUGUAUAUAUAA